ACAGUUGUUUGGAGUUUGUUUACAACAAUGUUUGUCGUUACCUUGUCGGAGGUAAUGUAGUAGCAAAUAGUGAAAAUUCAUUUUACAAACUAUUUUGUAAAAUUUGUAACAAUUGAAUUAUCCGGAGCACCGCAAGCCAGCAACGUUCCUCUUGUGGAUAAAAAGUAACAGUUUUACCCUGCCUAUUAAUUUAUAAAUUUGUUUUUGUGACUUCUGUUUUGCUUGAAAGAGCGGCUGUAUUUAUCAACUAGGUUGAUUGAUUGUGUCCAACAAAAUUAGCCAUGAUUUGCGCUUUGAGCUGACGAAUCUCACAAAUAUUGUCGACAAUUGAAAUUGUGUAAAAUGUCCCACAUGUUUGAAGUCGGCUUGGGAGGGCAGGCUGUUAACUUCCAGUCGCUGGCUUUGUUGGACACGGGAUCAUUGGUUACAACUUCCGGUUCCGAGCCUGGGACAUUUGUAUUUGAAGAUGAAGGCGACAUUUUUCAAUGCGGGCGUUGUAAAACGGCGUUUGGAUCGUUGUCAGUUUUUAUGUUGCAUAAACAUAAACGGGAGUGUGUUACUUCCUUGUCUUCGUUAACGAAUGUCUCGAUCAAAACUGAAUCCUCUAAGGACGAUUACAAUCUGUCGACUAGCAAUUACAUGACGGAUGGUGGAGAAAUGAUCUCUGAUGGAAUGAAAGUGAAUGGACGACAGUUUGUUGACGCUGGUCAUAACGGUGUGUUGACUAUAUCUCAAGAUGAGAAUGGGCCUGGUACCUCGGACGAUGGGAUGAUGCCACCAAACUCGAUGCUACAGUCCAUUGUUCUGACGGAUGAUACAAUGUCUUUAACCAUUCCUGUUGAUCAAAACUCUCAAUUGGGACAACUAAUAUCUAGUUCCAACUCCCAAACAGUACUGCAUAUCCCAGAAACCGAGUUAGCAGCUCUCAUUGCUGGAGAACGCUACCACAUAUCAGCUUCCACAGACUCUGCAAAUUCCAUGAACUCGCAAGGAUUUUUCUUGACUGCAUCACUUAUACCGUCAAAUGUUAAAGAACCCCUUUCUGAAAAAAAUAUUCCGGAUCAUCACUAUGAUAUGAACGAGGAUCAUGGGAACUCUAUGAAUUUCUUUCACUUGAAAAAGGAUACCAUAUUUAAUAGUUCCGAGACUGAACCUGGGGAAGAAAUACAUAAGUCCGAAGAAACUGGUGUUUUGAGAAUGCGAAAGGAAAAAAUUGUUGAUCUUUCAAAUCGUGAAAACACUCAUCAACGUCCAAGCAAGCCAAAACCCAAACCCUCUUCUUCCCUAAAUGUGAAACGAACCCCGUCGGGGAAAAUUUCACUUGUGACUCAGAAACAAACACCUGAACCAGCUGAAUCCAAACGCAAAUGUGAAUACUGUGGAAAACCAUUCAAGAAACUAUUUAACCUGCAUCAACACAUCCGUAGUCACACAGGAGAAAAACCAUUUCAUUGUUUGGUCUGCGGCCGAGGAUUCACUCAAAAGUCAAACGUCAAGAAGCAUAUGCAGACACACAAGGUUUGGCCUAAAGUCAAAUAUACUCUUCCUAAGGAGCAAAUCUCCGUUAAAUUAAAAGAUGGCGAGCCAAUUCCCGUUGACAAUGGAGAGCCUAAAACCGUGGAAAAUGUUGAAUACAUUGUCAACAAUGUCUAUGUUUGCCAAUAUUGCGAUGAUCAACACUUUGAGAAUUAUCAUAAGCUCAAAACCCAUUUAUCUCAUGCUCAUAAAAAUGAAAAGCUAUUCAAGUGUAUUCACAAAGAUUGCAUGGCCACGUUUCUGGAGGUUGAGGGUCUAAUUUCCCAUAUGAAAACUCACGAAGAUCAAAUGUAUCAAUGCCAGAAUUGUCCCAAAAAAUUUAACAAUUUGUAUGACCUUGGGGCCCAUCAACCAUCUCACAGACUGCAUGUCAACAAAGUUUCGACUGCCCCACCAAAGCAAUUUCGAUGCACGAAAUGUAAUAGCAGAUAUUCAUCUUCUGAAAGCUUGACGCAUCACCUAUUAUCAAGCUCCCACAAUUACCCAUGUUCCCAGUGCCAGCUAACCUUUGUUUGUGAAAGAUAUUUACGCCGACACCUUAGAAUUCAUGGAACAGUGGAGAAAUUCAAGUGCGAGCUCUGCCAGAAAAUGUUUAAGACCGAGAACUACUUGAAGUCCCACUUGGUUAUCCACAGUGACAUAAAGCCGUUUCAUUGUGACACGUGUAACCAGGCGUUCAAUCGACGGGAUAAACUCACACGCCACAAGCUGAUGCACGAUAACCGAAAGAAAUAUAAAUGUCCUUACAAGCAUUCAGGAUGUGAGCGAGAAUUUUAUCGGAAGGAUAAACUCAAAGAUCACAUGAUGUCACACUCAAGAAAAGUCUAUUCAUGCUCCAAAUGUGGCAAGAAUUUCUCAUGGCCAGUCAGGUUAAGGAAGCAUCAAGCAACUUUUCAUCCGGAAAUGUUGUCCAACAUUACAUGCCCCACUUGUCAAAAGAUUUUCAAGACCAAACAUCAUUUGAAGAUUCAUUCUUGUAAGCGGGCAGAAACCACAAAUGUAAUGCAGCAGGAUCUGGGCGAAGUUGGAAUUCUGGUGAGCGAGGGCAAUUCUAUUUCUCAACAGAACGAAAUAGAAUUGGCAGAAGAUAACUUACUUGUGGGCGAGUCGUCCAAGGUUGUGGUUCUGUACAACGACUGUGAGAUAGAAGACUCGAUAAACAGUAAUGAAGAUAAGUGCGAACCUGGAAUAAUGCUCGGUAGUUUUACUCAUGCUGAUGAUCCUGAAACUAUCAUCUUUACUCGAUAUGCUUCCGACAUGGAUGAUAAAGAAGUUUGCACAGAACUUGAAACAAAUGACGACAUUGGAACAAUCGAAAUGUCAUUUGAAACUGAUGGCCACAUUGAUCAACUUAUAGUAAAUUAGUCUAUUGAAUUAGUUCCAAUUAUUAACAUACUGUAUAUAUCAUUAAUUAACAUGCAUGCCACAAACAAUGCUUUAAAGGUUUAUCGAGAUUUAUGGAAGAUUUACUUUUCUAGUCAAUAUACAUUUAUUAAUCUCGUGAAAAGUCUUCAAUUUUUGACGAAUUAUAUAUUUCCAUUACAUGCCGCCUUGUGCAGGCAGUGCAUUUUUGUAAGAAUAUAAUGGUUGGACUUUAUGGUAAGCGUAGAAAAUUAGUUAAUGAGUCAUAUAACUUUAUUGAGGUUUGGUAUCUAUAUUCAGCGGAAAUAGACCAUGAUUUGCCAAACCACCAAAACCUGGGUGUCUUGUCAACUUUUUUAAUGCUAUAAAGCAAUACAUACAAUAUGAAUAUGUACUUUAUUUGCAUUUAUGUAUAUAUAGUUGCAUUUCAUCAUAUGUAUGUACUUGUUAUUUUUUGACUUACAAUUUAUUUAUUUAUGUAAAUUAAUAUUUGUAAGACGUUGUAUUUUAUUACUUUUUACUGUAUAACUACACUUACAUAAAUACAUUCUUAUUAUGCUGUCUAACUUCAGCCCUUUGGAAAAAAGAUAUUAUACAAACUCUGUGAUUCAACUACUACUUAUACAACCAACCACUUAUUAUCUAUUCUGCUAAAUAUGUAAGAAAACAGUACGCGACGAUAAAUGGCAAUAUUUUAUACAUGUUUGAUAACAACUCUGAAAUGCAAUAAUGUGUAAUCGUUUAAUUAGUUGAGGUCAUUUUGUCUUGUAAUAAUAAUAAUGGCUUCUGUAGUGAGUAAUAAAAAUUUUGGAAUAUUUUAUUUGUGUUGAUAUAUGUGCAUAUAUACCUAAUACAACAUAAGAAUCUUAUGAUAAGAUGCAACGAUUAUCAUCGAAACUACAAUCCUAUGACAUUGAGCAGCCUGUGAAUACGAGGAGAAAUCAAGAUCGUAUAUCGGAUAUCCCAUUACUUGAGAUUUCUACUAUUUCUACGAGCGUCUACAACCCUACAACAUGUCCAAACACUGAUAAUGCUGUGAAAAAUGUCAAAUUUGAGGAAUCGUCAACUCACAACCAGGAAAAAGAUACUUCCGUAACAUCUCUGGUCAUGAACAACGGAGUCGACGUGCCUUACAAAAAUUCAACACAUUGCAAACAAGAAAUUUGCUUUCAAAAAGAUUUCACACUAUGUAUCCUACUUUUACUUAUUUUUACCACCCUGUGCAUAGCUGGCAUUAUGAUUCUACAAUACAUACUUGUGAAAAGCUCAAAAGAUGAAACUUGAUUAAGUAAUCACUUUGUAAAUAAAUCGAUGUAUUUACUGGA
This is a messenger RNA of Folsomia candida, 4223 nucleotides long. Its product is annotated as zinc finger protein 808. Lineage: Eukaryota; Metazoa; Arthropoda; Collembola; Entomobryomorpha; Isotomidae. Bases 343 to 2901 code for a protein of 852 amino acids. The transcript has 17 exons. The record is from RefSeq and is a predicted model, not a curated record.